Botrytis sinoallii is the source of this 510-nucleotide messenger RNA. RefSeq lists its product as uncharacterized. Lineage: Eukaryota; Fungi; Ascomycota; Leotiomycetes; Helotiales; Sclerotiniaceae. The record is from RefSeq and is a predicted model, not a curated record. Bases 1 to 510 code for a protein of 169 amino acids. The transcript is spliced from 4 exons.
AUGGAUACCUCCAGGUUGCUUGGGAAAGAGUGGUCUGAAUCCAAUGUCGAAUCUGAAAGGCCCACCCCUGAUCGGCUCGAAGACCACCAUUGUCAAAGACAAUGCAGUUCUGGUUAUCUUUGUCAACAAAGAAACACAUGGUUUGUCCGUGUUGUUGUCUUCUUCUUCGCGUGUUUCAUUGCUUCAGUUCCGUUCUUGAUGUUGACAUGGUGUCGAGGUGCUGCCUCCUCUGGCUAUCGCGUACUUGCUAUUCCAUACUCACUGGGAACCGACGCAAUUCGACACACAGUCAAGGAAGGUGCACUAGCUGGAACCAACGACUUCGUUGGACCACCAUCGGAUGCAUCUUGGAAGGCAUGGCUAGAUUUGGUUCCGCUAAGCCUCAUUCAAAUUUCACAUGAGGAGACGGUGAUGGCGAAGGAAGACCCGGAGCACCCAGUGGAGGUAGAUGAAGGCGGAUACAUGGGAUCGCUCGAGUUCAUCACGAGUUGCACUGUCUGCGUCGCCUGA